AUGUCGUUAUCCAACCGGCUGUGCAGAUAUUAUGCUUCCGCAAAGAGCGCUAAAAACAACAGGACCAAAUGGAAGAGCGUCAUUGGCUUAGAAGUGCAUGCUCAACUGGAAACAGUGUCCAAGCUGUUUUCCGGUGCACGGGCAACAUUUGGAGCAGCACCAAAUUCAUGUGUUUCCUUGUUUGAUUCAUCUGUACCCGGAACAUUACCUGUUCUGAAUAAAAAUGCAGUAGAGUUAGGGGUGAAAACAGCAUUAGCCCUAGGGUGCAAAGUGAAUGCGGUGUCCAUGUUCGAUCGAAAACAUUAUUUCUACGCCGAUCUGCCAACGGGCUAUCAGAUCACUCAACAAAGGGCACCACUAGCACGUAGUGGUUCCUUAUCGUUUCCUGUUUUCGUGCCAGGUGUAACAAAGAUACCCUACUACAAAACAGCAAAACUUCAUCAGCUGCAAUUGGAGCAGGACAGUGGUAAAUCCUUGCACGAUCCCGUUGAGCGCAAAAGUUUGGUGGACUUAAAUCGCGCUGGAGUGCCUCUGAUGGAGUUGGUGUUCGAACCGGAUCUAGAAACUGGCGAAGAGGCGGCUGCGUUAGUGAAGGAAUUGAUACUGAUUCUUACUAGACUGCAAAGUUGCUCAUGUAGGAUGGAAGAGGGGGCGUUGCGAGUCGAUGCAAAUAUAUCUGUGCAUUUAGAAAACACACCCCUUGGGACGCGUACGGAGGUGAAAAAUAUCGGUUCGGUACGAGCUGUUGCACAAGCGGUUGACUACGAAAUAGAACGGCAAAUCGGAAUUCUCAACGGCGGAGGUAGAAUAACCAACGAAACGCGCGCCUGGGACUCCGCUGCAAGGAAAACAGUAGCGAUGCGCGACAAAGAAGUAGUGCAGGACUACCGGUUCAUGCCUGAACCCAAUCUGCCCCCGCUACAUUUGAAACUCCACGAGGGAAGCAACGAAGACGGUAUGAUAGAUGUUCCAAAAUUGCAACAAUCCAUACCAGAAUUGCCGGAGGAAACGCGUCAAAGGAUCAUUCAACACCACCAGUUGACCAAUGCUAUCGCUGUAACGUUGGUGAAUGACAACACUUUAUAUGGCCACUUCCGUACGAUUGUUGAUGAGAAACAAACAAAAGAGAAUCAUCCUUCACCGAAACUGGUGGCAAAUUUUCUCAUCAACGAAUUGCUCACAAUUUUGAAUCGUAACAAGAUGGAGCCGGCAGAUUGUAGUCUUACAUCCGACCAAUUGGGCACGAUCGUCUACAUGUUGCAUGAGAACCGGUUAAACAUUCAGUAUGCUCGACAAGUCCUCCAGGCGCUGUUAGAGAGUAAUUCGGGUGAUGGAAGCGCCACCGAACGUCCAAAAUGUCCAAUCGAAAUAGUUACCACAAAUAAUUGGUUCCUUAUCACAGACGAAGCGACUAUCAGGGAGUUCUGUCAGAAAGCAAUCGACCGCAAUUCAAGUCUAGCUGAAAAAUACCGAAAAGGCAAGGAGAAAAUGCUUUAUGCGCUGGCUGGUGAGGUGGCGAAGGCAAGCGAACAGAAGAUUGAUAUGGCGCGGGCGGUAGAGUUGUUAAAAGAAAUGUUGAAAUAA
Messenger RNA from Anopheles nili, 1584 nucleotides. It is a transcript of the gene GatB, whose product is annotated as glutamyl-tRNA(Gln) amidotransferase subunit B, mitochondrial. The record is from RefSeq and is a predicted model, not a curated record. The transcript is spliced from 4 exons. Gene Ontology annotation, biological process: mitochondrial translation; glutaminyl-tRNAGln biosynthesis via transamidation. Bases 1 to 1584 code for a protein of 527 amino acids. Gene Ontology annotation, molecular function: glutaminyl-tRNA synthase (glutamine-hydrolyzing) activity. NCBI's taxonomy places the organism in Eukaryota, Metazoa, Arthropoda, Insecta, Diptera, Culicidae.